GUGGGAAUGAUCAGGGAUGAUGAGGCAGACUCAGGGAGGAAAGGGAAAGUCUGGAACGAGAGGUAGGUUAAACUUUCAAAAUAAAACAGGAAACCCCACAGGAGACAACAGGAAGCUUGACGAGACAUGACAGAACCACUGCUCCAUUGUAACAAUUCAGCUGUUUGUGCACAAAACCUUCCAAGUAGGACUGAGAUGAACUACAUCUUUAUCCUUCAUUCAUCUGAGAAAAGUUCACUUUCUUAACAGACAUGGAAGAAACAGAGAUGUGGAUUUCUCCACUGGUGUGAACUCCUGUUGGUGGAUUUGAUGGACCAGCAUGGUGUCUUCAGCCCAGAAACCUCCUUCUGCUGUAGGAAAGGAUGUUAAAGUCAGAAACCUGGACAUCUUUGUUUCUCCUGAUGAUGCUGAUGAGAGUCUCCAGAGUUCUCUCUUGUCAUCAGACAGAGUAUGAGAUCGGCGGUGAAUGUUGUCCAAUGUGUCCUCCUGGAAGUCGAGUUCAGAGACACUGCACAGAGUUCAGAAGUACUUCCUGUAUGCCGUGUGCUGAAGGAACUUAUAAUGAGAAAUCUAACGGCCUACAGUACUGUUCAGCAUGUUCUCUCUGCGAUUCAGUUUCUGGACUGACAGUGAAGCUUGGAUGCACACUGACUUCAGACUCGGUGUGUGAACCUUUGGACGGGUUCUUCUGCGUGGACUCCUCCUCAAAGAGCUGUUCAGCAGCACAGAGACACAGCAGCUGUAAAGGAGGACAGUACAUCAGACAGAGAGGAACGGCCUCCACAGACACUGAGUGCUCUGACUGCAGCUCAGGAACAUUUUCAGAUGGAACAGGAGAGUCCUGUCAGCCACACAGACAAUGUGAAGCAGAAAACCUGCAGCUGAUGGAAGCAGGAACGUCUUCAACUGAUGCUCAAUGUGGAGAACAACGUCAGGAUGUGUCAGCAGUAGUGAUCGGUGUUUUAGUUCCUGUUGUUGUUUUAUUAGUUAUUACAGCAGCUGUUUUAUGGCAUUUCAGAAAAUAUAUGAUAGAAAAAACAAACUGUUUGAAAAACAGUGAUGCAGCAGAGACCAACACAGAAAUGGAUCCAAUGAACAGAGACUGUUGACUGUCUGAACUGCUGAUGGCUGCAGAUGAAAGAGCAGCUCCUUCAUCAAAACAGAUCAACUCAUGAAGAUUUUCCUCUUCACAGCAGAAACUAGAACCCCAUAAAGACGUGUGCAGUCCCUGUUCUCUGUGGAGUUCAUGUUCAGUAGAACCCAGUUGGAUCUCUGGUUCUGAUUUUCUUCAUCAUUCUGGAAUCUGAGCAGCUUCAUGAAGCUCCUGCAGUUUGUGACUCAACAGACAUGAUUGAUGAGGAUUUAUCAUCUUCAAACUGAAACUGAACUUUAGACAACAGGUGACCUUUGACCUUUACUGCAGCGUGAUGGGAGGAGUUUCUGUCUUCAUCCAAAAAUCAGGAGAUAAAGUCACAACCAUGAAAAUAAUCUACUUUUACUCUGCAUCAAUGUAAGUGAGGACAAUUUAACACGUGUGUUUUAAAAAAGUACUAAGAGCCAAAGGAACACAAAUGAUAUUUUUACAUUAUUUUCUGAUAUUUACACUUCAAACAUGUAAAAUUAAACUUCUUCCUUGAUCA
Messenger RNA from Oryzias latipes (Japanese medaka), 1640 nucleotides. RefSeq names its product tumor necrosis factor receptor superfamily member 14. Lineage: Eukaryota; Metazoa; Chordata; Actinopteri; Beloniformes; Adrianichthyidae. Gene Ontology annotation, biological process: immune response; apoptotic process; positive regulation of cytokine production involved in immune response. Gene Ontology annotation, molecular function: protein binding; transmembrane signaling receptor activity. The record is from RefSeq and is a predicted model, not a curated record. Gene Ontology annotation, cellular component: external side of plasma membrane; membrane.